This is a messenger RNA of Toxoplasma gondii ME49, 1215 nucleotides long. Its product is annotated as p25-alpha family protein. The transcript has a single exon. The record is from RefSeq and is a predicted model, not a curated record. Bases 685 to 1119 code for a protein of 144 amino acids. Gene Ontology annotation, cellular component: microtubule. Gene Ontology annotation, molecular function: tubulin binding. NCBI's taxonomy places the organism in Eukaryota, Apicomplexa, Conoidasida, Eucoccidiorida, Sarcocystidae. Gene Ontology annotation, biological process: positive regulation of protein polymerization; microtubule bundle formation; microtubule polymerization.
GCAUCAUCGACAAACUCGGCUGUUUCACUCGCUCGGCCUCACUGAACCACAUACACAGAGAUUCUCAAUAAAAGCUUCUCCAAAUCCAGCAGCACGAUGUUGGUGUGACCAUGCCUCGCUGAUGAAAAAGAGUAAACGUGGCAAGGGCUCCUGUGAAGACAAGUGCAGCUUCUUGACCAACCCUCCCAGUGCCCCACUGAUGGAACACUUCUGAUGUGGACAGUGAUGCCAGUAGUCACUAGGCAAAGGGUGAACAGAAACCUUACCGCCGACGCUGCUGGAAGACUACUACAGAAAAGGGACGUUCUUCGAUUGUCUGGCAUCUCAGUAGGGUGAAGAUUCCUCACUAUGUCCCUCUGCAUAUCAGUUUGUGGUUGAAGCUGGUGUAGUGCCUCGGAGGUGGCAGGUCGCAGUGGGUGCAGCAUCGAUCUCUGGGACGCUGAUGCAGUAUGAAUAAUAGACGGCGGCACUUUUGUGGGGCCCGUAAGGUGCGAAGCGCGGUUUCAAACUCCCCGUCUCUGGACACUCACUCUACCCCUGAGGCUUGGCACCAAGUCGAGUGGGGCCCCUCAAGACUCUUGUUCACAACAUCGACUCGAACCCGACACUUUUUUUCCGAGACUCAUUUUGCUAUAGACGUCCUUGGCGCAGAACCGUUGGAAGUACUUUGACAGCGAGCUAACCAUGUCGGGCCUCGAUGCCGUGUUCAAGUCCUUCACUCACGAUGCGCCUGCUAUGGACGGGCGUACCUUCGUGAAGUUGUGUAAGGAUUGCAAGGCAUUUGACAAGAACUACACGACAACGGACGCCGACCUUAUCUUCACGAAAGUCAAGGCGAAGGGCGCCAAGACUAUCACUUUUGCCGAGUUCGAGGCGGCUAUCGAUCUCAUCGCGGAAAAGAAAAAAGUCUCUGCGCAAGAGCUUGCAGCGCAGAUUUCUUCUGCCAGUGGUCCGGUGUAUAGUGGGACGAAAGCCCUUCCCAACAAGUUUCAUGACGAUAAAUCGCUGUACACAGGUGUCCACGCCAAUGGCGGUCCGAGCACCGUUGACGGCAACGUCAAUGAUAUUUCUCAGAUCCUUGACCGAUCGGCAGCAACAGUAAGAGGCACGAAAAUGUAAUCAAAGUAUGUUUAUCUCUCGGAUGCCCAUUAAUCUGUGAACCGAGGAGUUAUUUUCUCGUCCGUUCCUCCCUUCUUGGUGACGGUUGAUCGCUGC